AGACAUUGGACUUUGGACCCCUCUUAAAUUCUAAUCUACAUAUAAAUAUAUAAUAUUCAAGGUAAAAUUUACUUUUGACAAACAACAUAUAUUUACCUUGAAUAUUAAAUUUUCUUGAAUCAAGUAGAGUUAAACAAAAUUAUAAUAUGAUUAGGAUUCUGUUUAAUGCCGGUCCACCACCAGACCUCUCACUUUAAAGCUUUCUCACUCAUCAUCUUCAAAAGCUGGUAAGUAACCUUCUAUCCACUCAGCUUCUCUCUCUCUCUCUCCCCCUUCUCUGCAACUGGUUUUUAAUUUCCAUGGAGACCUCAAUUCUUCCCUCCCCAACACUUCCCACUUUCUUCUCCAUUUUUCUCCUCAUCUACCUAUCUGCAUACUUCCUACUCUUCCGCAACUGGGGCCCAAAACACCGACCAGAAGCAUCAAGCUGCCUCAUCUCUCUAUCCCACGGCACCGCCGCUGCCGCCAUGGCCGCCCACGCAAUCCUCCGCAGCCACAAAGCCACCACCUUCGCCUCCCCCAACACCCCCACCCAAAACACCGUGCUCGAAUUCAGCGUCGCCUACUUCUCCCUCGACCUCCUCCACUACCUCCUCUUCUUCCCCAACGACGUCCUCUUCAUCCUCCACCACCUCGCCACCCUCUACGUCUUCACCACCUGCCGUUACGUCGUCCGCCACGGGGCCCACGCCAUCCUUGUUCUUCUCCUCCUUGCUGAGAUCACCAGCGGCUGCCAGAACGCCUGGACCCUCGCCGGUUUUCGGAGGGCCGAUUCGCCCGCCGCCGCCAAAUUGUACGACUUUUUGUCCCCUAGAUUCUAUGCCUUGUACAGUGUUUUUAGAGGGAUUUUAGGGCCAAUGUUCAUGUACAAGAUGGGGGUGUUCUAUGUGAGCGGAGCGGCUGACCCCGUGAUCCCCAGAUGGGCAUGGGUUUCUUGGAUGGUUGUGAUUUCAGUUGCCAUUUGUCUUAGUAUUUUGUGGGUAUUGAAUCUUUGGAUUGAUUGGUGCAAAAACAAAGUGCAAAAGAAAAAGAGGUAGAAAUGCCUUGAAGGAUGCUCUGUAAUUUGCUAAUUGUAUUUGUAUGUAUCCCUAAAUGUAAAUACAUAAAUCAAAAUUGGAACCGUUAUGAUUCUCGA
This is a messenger RNA of Pyrus x bretschneideri (Chinese white pear), 1135 nucleotides long. RefSeq names its product TLC domain-containing protein At5g14285-like. The coding region runs from base 300 to 1037 and encodes 245 amino acids. Lineage: Eukaryota; Viridiplantae; Streptophyta; Magnoliopsida; Rosales; Rosaceae. The transcript has a single exon. Gene Ontology annotation, cellular component: membrane. The record is from RefSeq and is a predicted model, not a curated record.